Molecule: messenger RNA, 1804 nt
Organism: Paramacrobiotus metropolitanus
Lineage: Eukaryota; Metazoa; Tardigrada; Eutardigrada; Parachela; Macrobiotidae
Product: repulsive guidance molecule B-like
Exons: 5
Coding region: 285-1625 (446 amino acids)
Biological process (GO): BMP signaling pathway
Cellular component (GO): plasma membrane
Molecular function (GO): coreceptor activity
Source: RefSeq, a predicted model, not a curated record
GCUUCUACAACCAGAACGGUGCACGUGCUUCGGCAUUCUGAUCAACUGCAUUCUGAAGGCGAUAAGAAGCCACAGCGCAACGGCGGUUCCACAAAAUUAACCACAUUUGCAAUAUUGCUCGAGUAACGCUUCUCCAUUGCAACGCUGGAUUAACUGCACGUUUUUCCAUUGGAUUUCUUCUGGGUCAACAGUCGCGAGUAGCGGGAACGAUGGCGGAUUAAGUGUAUAUUUCUGUCGUGGGCGCAUCUGAAUCAUCGGAUCACUGGUUGACGCGGCUGGGUAAAAUGCCAGGAGUUCCCCGCGGGAAUCUCCAGACAACGGCCGCCACGGGACGCUAUCCCUGCUGUAAUCUGGCCCGUGCGUUGGCGCUGGUGUAUGUCGUCACCGCGGUGUUGUUUGUCGCGCAAGUUACAGCGUUGUGCAGUUGGGAAGAGUGCCGGGAGCUGGAGGAGAACGGGCCGAUUGACGAGGCCGACCUGUGGCUGGACAACGCGGCCGUCGCGCUGGAGCUCUGCCAGGCGCUGGACAGCCACGCCAACUGUCUCAAGGGCUCCGCCAGAAAAUGCCGCGGAAAUCUCCACUAUUAUUCGUACGUGAAGGGCUUGUCGCGGGUGAUGGAGCGGAAGAACUGCUCGGCGCUGCUGGCCGCCGAUGCCGACUCGCCCCUGUCCCCCUCUAACCAGGAGCGGGCGGUCGGCCUGCGAGCGGAGACCACAACGCCGCCCAUCGCCAUCCCCGCCUUCCACGGCUGCCACACCAUGAAUUUGCUGGAUAACGUGGCCUACUGCGCGCUCUUCGGAGAUCCCCAUUUAGUCACCAACGAAGGCCGCUUUCAGACGUGCCGGAUUUACGGAGCGUACCCGCUCAUUGAAAACCGGCAUCUAGCAAUCCAAGUGAGCAGCCAGCCGGUGGGCCGGUCCUCCUCCCUCAGCCCGGUGACCUCCAUCUCGCGCAUCACCAUCAUCAUCAAGGCCUCCGAGUGCUCGGAGGAGCGCAAGACCUACGAGGCCAGCGUGGCCUCAUUGCCGUCCUUCUUCACGGACGCCACCUCCGACAGCGACUCCAGCAAGAUCCUGCCGCACGUGCCCGACCACCACGUGGAGCUGCGCGUCCUCCACCUCAAGACCAUCAUCUUCAUCCGCCGGGUGGGCGACUACUUGUCCGUGGCGGUGCGGCUGCCGGCGUCGCUGCUGACCGAGGAGUCGGCGGUGCCGUACCAGCUGUGCUCGGGGGGGUGUCCCUUCGGGGAGGAGCUGCAGCGGGGCCGGGCACUGGGUGGGCAGCCGCUAAGGGCUGUGCAGGAAGCUGAAGAGGUGUGCCGGAUGCAAAAUAUGAGCGGGCCGUUCCUGGAGGCCUGCCUAUUCGACAUGGCGGUGACGGGGGACGUGAACAGCGUCAUCAGCGCCAAGGAGGCGCAGGCCGACUGGGAGCGCCUGGCGCCGGUGGACAGCCGGACGCCCGGGGGCGGGGGCGGGGGUAGCAGCGCCGGCUGGGCCAGCGACGACGCCGCGGUCGCCGGCCGCGCGCUGGCCGCCCUCAAUGACGCCGGGACGCUGCACGCCACGGGCUGGCGGCUCCUUCUUGUCCUACUCUUCACCAAACUAUUCACCCGCGACAGGCGAUAGUGCGGGCUUUUCUGUACAAAACACUAAUGGAGAUUUUUAUUUUUUGUUCCUUGUUGACGUCGUUCUACUGGGUAUGGAAAUUGGCGGAAUAUUUCUGUUGAGAGAUCUGUUGGCGGUUUAUGCGUACAGAUAGUACAUUGGGGGCUAUUAGAAAACAGUAUUAAAAAUCAUUUUACUUU